Messenger RNA from Lepisosteus oculatus (spotted gar), 2767 nucleotides. RefSeq names its product activating signal cointegrator 1 complex subunit 1 (gene ascc1). Gene Ontology annotation, cellular component: nucleus. Gene Ontology annotation, biological process: regulation of DNA-templated transcription; DNA alkylation repair. Gene Ontology annotation, molecular function: RNA binding. Lineage: Eukaryota; Metazoa; Chordata; Actinopteri; Semionotiformes; Lepisosteidae. The record is from RefSeq and is a predicted model, not a curated record.
GGCUGUGACGUGUUCUGCGUGCCGAGCAGGCGCCAACCAAGCUGUUUUGAUGGGCCUUUGUGGUCAAACUGUAGUGAUCUCCAAGCAUCACUGCCACCGAACAAAGUCAUCAAGUUCAUUUACCUCAACGUCCUCUUUCGAAAUAAUAAUUACAUCCGUCAAUACCAACACACAGACACUUAAAUGUCCUGCCUAAAUGUUACCGCCCUGAAGAUUUCGCAGUUUUCGUGUUUAGGAUCUCGGCUACAUAACGAGAUUUUUUUAUACACAUCUCCCUUUCACAAUCUUCACAAGGUUUUACGUCAGGAAUAUAAGAACACAUCGCCAGGUAUCCGGACAUAAGAGCUUCUUUCAAUUCGUCCGAGAUCAAACUAUGGAGGUUUUACGACCUACUCUGAUUAGCAUUAAUGGGAGAAUUUACAGAAAAAAUGUUGUCAAGGAACAGACUUUUCAUUAUGAAGGUGAUGAAGAAGAAGACAUUUCAUACUCGGCCAGGAUCGACUGUGCUGACGAGCCCUGCGACUCUGUCAGCGUGGAACAGACAGAAAAGGGGUUUCGCUGUGCCAUAGAUGUUCCCAGUGUCCUGUACAAGUAUAUUAUAGGAAGAAAAGGAGAGACCAGGAAGAGGCUGGAGUCUGAAACCCAGACUUCAAUCACCAUUCCGAAACAGGGGGUCGAGGGACAGAUAGUGAUCACUGGUCAGCAGCGGGCUGCGGUGAUUUCUGCUUUCACCCGCAUUGAGGUUCUGAUCGAGAGCUUUCGCAGGAAGCAGCCGUUCACUCACUUCCUGUCCUUCCCUCUGAACCACUCCAGCAUCCAGGAGCGAUUUCUGCAGUUUAAAGAGGAGGUCCUGGAGCAGUGUUCCCAGGACCGCGGAGUGGACAGCAGCAUCUUUCAGAACCCAGCCAAGCUGCACCUGACUAUCGGCACACUGGCUCUGCUCAGUGACACGGAAGUGACCAAGGCAUGCGACUUGGCACAGCAGUGUCAGGGCUUUAUCAAGGAUGUCACUGGGGGACAGCCCCUUCCCCUGGAGGUGGUGGGGAUUGAAUACAUGAACGACGAUCCUGCCAUGGUGGACGUUCUGUACGCCAAAGUCCAGCCGAAAGAUGGGUCUGACAAGCUGCAAGCCAUUUCAGACAGGCUGGUGGAGCACUUUGUGUCAUCCGGCCUGAUGAUUAAAGAAUGGGACAGAGUCAAGCUUCAUGCCACUGUCAUGAACACGCUGUUCAGAAAGGACCCCUCUGCUGAGGACAAAGGGGGUCCUGCUGCAGGAAGGCAGAAUAUGAGGGAUCGGGAGUCAUUUGAUGCACGAAACAUUUUAAAGAAGUUUGGAACAUAUUACUUUGGGGAAUUUGACCUGAAUUCAGCCCACAUCUCCCAGAGAUAUUCAACAGAUGGCUCUGGGUACUACACCUCUUCGGGGGUUGUGACAUUCUCAUGAAGACGUCUUCUCAGCUGGCCUUCACUCUGACUGAAACACAGGAGUUGGGAACAAUCAAGGAUUCAUGAGAAAGCACAGCGAUUCAUGGUUGACCUGUUCAGGAGGUUAACUGGUUCCACAGGUUUAGUAGUCUUCUUGAAUGUUUUGCUGAAAAACCAAAGCCUGUUUUUUUUCAGUUCUAAAUGAGGGUGCAUUCAGCACUUUUGUCAUUAAAUCUUUUUCUUUCCUGUGUUCUUGCUUCUGCAUCUUUCCUGGGCUAGGAUGCCAUACUGAUCACCCAGCAGGUGUCGCCAGAGAGUACUAUUUGAUAGGAAUGUGGGAAUGAAGGGAAAUGAGCGAGGAAUAGCUCAAGUCUGAUAAAAUCACUAGAAUGACAAGGUGCCGUAGUUCAGCCUAAGAUUAAAAAAAAAAGUGUCUGAGCUGCUGUGGCGUUUGAAAUUGACUUUCUCUGCUGUGGUGUGCACUACUCGCACCUCAAAUCGAAAGUUCUUGGAAGAACUCCAUUUACUGAUAAAAACUGUUCAAUUUAAAAUUGGAAAUGGUUUGAUUUAUUGCUAGAGGAUACAGAAAAAGAGUCUGAGUUGCCUCUAGUACUUUAUAAAAUGUUGUAGUUCUAAAAUACUAAGCCUUGCUCGGAGGUAGUGGUCUUUAACUCUGUUAGACCGUUUUACUUCGUAAUGGGGUGGAAGUAACAUUUAACAACUAUUUUCAACAAUUUUAUGAAAAUAGUUUUUAUUGUGGAUUUCUAAAAUGACUUAAUGUGCUUAAAACUAUAAAUAGGCGAGAUGGAAUUAAUGCAAACACCAUGUGUUUGACAGCGAGUUACAAAAAGACGCACGGUACUUGGAUCACAGAUCCAGCUUGGGUGCCAACUUAAUAGUCUGAGAAAGAUUUAAAACUGGCUGAUUAAAAAGUGAGACUUGUUUAAGGAGCAAAGCCGCUUUGAUUUGAUAUGACUGCUGCUGGAAUGUAAAAUGUAAUUCAGUGCACGGACUGGCCACAAUAUUAGGAACCCCAAGUGAAAUGAACACCUUCCCUGGCCAGAACAGCCCCCAAGUCUCAGCCCUUUGAAGCUGACGGAACCAGAGGAAUAGGCGUGACACAGCCUGUGUGUGCAGAGCUCCAGUGUAAUAUUUGGUGGGGGUUCCUAGUAUGUUGACCAGGGAGUGUAUUAAGUAUAAGUAUGAACAUCCGGUACUGAAUGCUGAGCUCCCUCAGGACUAUUUUGAAUUUAAGCUGGUUCUUGCUAGAACAGCCAGAGGGGGACAUGUUUUUGUGAGUGUAAUCUUUGCACAAAAAUAAAGAUGAAAAUAUAAAACUGCA